Messenger RNA from Triticum aestivum (bread wheat), 1726 nucleotides. RefSeq lists its product as uncharacterized. The transcript has 4 exons. The record is from RefSeq and is a predicted model, not a curated record. Bases 854 to 1666 code for a protein of 270 amino acids. Lineage: Eukaryota; Viridiplantae; Streptophyta; Magnoliopsida; Poales; Poaceae.
CCAAGUCCACAUCACGCUAUCUCUAUGCUGUUUUUUUUCGUUUGUGUGCGGAGUUCCAGUUUGGUUCCGCUCCGUUCAACUCAGCGCCGUGAUUUUUUGUUCUAUAGAAUGCGUCGGCUCGCACUGGUGAAUUUUGUGUAGGUCACGUUGGAGUAGUGGGUUGGGCAGCAGGGGGAUGAGGAUUUUGAUUCAUUGAGCCAGGAAUCUCUAUUUGAUAGAAGUCUGUCUCUGCUAGAGAAUUUGUACAGCAAGUCUGAAUUUGUUAGAUUCAGAGUACCAUAGGAAUUCUGAACUUUUAUUAGAGUGUGGUUAUGUGGCAGGGGGGUGGGGUGAGUUUAGGUGUUUCUCCCUAGGAGGGGAUUUUUUAUGGUGAUCAAAGUGUUUGAACAGACUAGCCGUUCCGCCAUUUCAAUGCCAUUGCAGCACAAACACCAGCACCAAAUCUUCCUGUAUGUGCAGCUGUCCCAGUUGUCCUUGUUUUGAUUGGCUUAUUUAACAAUGACAACCAAAACAAAAGAUUAGGGACAGUGUCGGCCUGCGAGGGAAACGGGCUGCGGCGCUCCAACAACCAAAACAAAUAACAAAAAAAAGUGACAAGCAAAAAAGUGACAAGCAAAAGAGGCCCGUUAUUGAGAGGGACAGUGCGGGCCUGAGAGGGAAACGGGCUGGGACAAGGAGGAUUGUGCUGGCCAGAGGGAAACGGGCUGGGACAAGAAAAGGGGAUGUCAUGCAUACGUCAUGUGAAUGAGACCAUUUUAUGUCUCAUUCGAAUGAGUUCCAGGCGCUCCCAUAAUUUUUUGCCAAAUAUAAUCCAUGAUCUGCGCGUGAGAUAUUUCAGCGAUUCUUUCCAACUAUGCUCCUCUACUUCCGCUUCCGUUGUAAUUCCCGCAUUAAUUACUCCAAAUCGCACGCCUCCUCCUUCUAUCUUUUCGCCUUUCAUCUUCGUCCGCCUCUUCUCCUCCCCGUCAAGCUCAUGGCCAUGGAAGAUAUCCACUUGUGGGAACUGGGAAGACAGAUAGCUUGCUUGCGGAGGACGGCGUCCAGCAGGGCGACGGAGUCCACCCGCACGGCGGCGUUCCCACAGAAGGCAGCGUCCAGCAGGGCAAUGGUGGCGUUCCCGCGGAAGGCGGUGUCCAUCAGGGCAACGGAGUCGUGCGAGCGUGCUCGGGGAGGGCGGCGUUCACCAAGGCGACGGCGAGGUCGCAGACGGACGUCACGGCAUGCCGUUCGGAGGAUUGCCGCCUCGCGCAGCUCAACGAUGGUGACUAUGUGGUGCAUGCUAGCGGCCAACAUGCAAGCACUGACGAUGGCCUUGGCAUGGCGCAGGUCGACGUCCAGCACUCGCACGCCUUGUGGAGUCGCGGGCUUCUACGGACUCCUUAAGGUUCCCGCGGAUGACGACCAGGGCGUUGUCACAGCUGUCCUGGAGGACGGUCGCCAAAAGCAGGUCGAGAAUGGCGACGACGUGUCGCACGCGGGCAGCCAGCAUGAGGCGCUGAUGAUGGACACUGCAUCGCGCAAGGCGACGACCACCACGCAGACAUCCACACACUUGAGACACAGUAGCCUUGCAGGACAUCAGAGAGCAGAUAACACAUUGGCCACAUCUCCAGUAAACGUGGCAAUCAUACUAAAUCAUAAAAGGAAGUAUGAAUGCAAUGCUUGAGAAGACUAGGACUCUGAAAAUUGACACGAAGCAGAGUUAUGUGCUUGUAUGGAGGAAUAU